UUCGGCAGCCGCCGGGUCUGGGCAUUUAGCAGAAGCUCCGGGAGCUCCGGUUUUCGAUUGCUAGUCGCAGGGUUUGAGCGCUCGAGGGCGGGUCGCGGUGCAUUACGUUUGCGUGCCGUAUAUACGUGGCGUGUGCGUGCGGCGUGAGAAAGCGACGGAGAGGUGGACUCGCGCACAAAGGCAAGAAAAGGCAAGAAGAGAAGAGAAACGGCAUUGGAUAGAGAGAAGGAUAGAGAGAGGAUAGAGAGAAAGGAAGAAAUAAAGAAAGAAAGAAAGAACGAACGGACACACCGAAGGUAGCAUCGCCGCUUUGCAAAGAAGAAGAAACGAGAGGAGGAGGAGGAGGGAGAGCUGUCGCGGUGUACAUGGUGUGUCACACAGUGCCGUCAAGAAGGAGGAGGAGGAAAGGAGCGGUGACCAGUGUUCUCUCUCGAGGUUAGCGGGUUUCGCGAAUACUUUAUCGCCCGGUGCUAUCGAUCGUGUGCUACGUCUCUUCGUUUUACGGACGAUCAUCUCCGUACAUCACGGAUCGUGCAAAUCCGCCUUCGUCGUUUCGUAUACACUCCUCUUCCUGUCCCUGUCACCCUUUCUCCCUCGUUUCCUUUGCGCUCUCCCCUCCCCAACCACCGUAAUAUUUCGUCCACCGCUUGUCGUCCGCCACCUCCUCUUCGCCGCGUGCGCGUUCCCCGCGACCGCCGCUCUCUUUGGGGUGCCGGCUGUGCCCUCGUCGACGCUCGCGGGGGGAAAGAAGCGGCGGGGUGACGCCGGGAGGAGCACAGGUGCAGGUGCAUGCAUAUAGACGACGGCAACGACGACGUACGCGCCGCGGCGACGAACAACACAUAGGGAGAGGGAGAACCUGUGGGACCGUGGAGCGAGGGAAAGAAGUGAAGAAGAAAGCGGAGGGGCACACACGCGAGAGCGUAGCGCGGCGGAGAGUAGUUGUGGCUGCGCGAGUGAACGGUUCACGUCGUGGUUGUUGUCGUCGUGUCGCAGUUGACGUCGUCCCUUCGGUAUUUCGUUAUUCAUCGCGCACAGUGCCGAUUGACGUAACGCCACGGCAGAAUGGACGACACCGCGGGACCGCCGCGAACGUCGGACGUGGCGGCGAUGGGAAGUGAGAGCGACGAGGCUACCUCCUCGCAGGUGCGGAAGGUUGGCGAUGAAUCGAGUGCCGCCACCGGUGCCCCCGCCGCCGCCGCCCCUAGCCCCGCUGAUGCCGCAGCCGCCGCCAUCGUCGCCGAUGCCGUCGAGUGCCGCGAUCAGGGCUCGAUAAGGGUCGCGUCCCCGGAGCCAUGCGCUGCUUCUACUUCUACCUCCUGCUCGACGACGGCGACGACGCCGCAGCCGCUGCUACCGCCGGCGUCGCAGCCAGGGUGUGGCUGCGUCGCGGCCACUGCGACCGACAAGGACGAGAUCACCGUGUGCAUCACGCCGACCACCGGCGGUCAGUUCGAGAUCACGGUGGACCGCAAUGACACCGUGGAAAACCUCAAGAAAAUCAUCUCCAAGAAGCUGAAGGUCGCCAAGGAGCGGAUUUGUUUACUAUAUCGUGAGAGGCAGCUGCGCGAGGGAACGCUUGCGGAAAACGGCCUGCUGAACGACAGUCGACUCACGCUACUACCGAGCGUGGAAACCGGACUGUUGGCGCAACGGCCGGAGCAGAGCGUGAUGCAAGCCUUGGAGAGUCUCAAUGACUCACAGGUGAACGACUUCUUGUCCGGUAAAGCACCGCUGAACCUUACGAUGCGUUUGGGCGAUCACAUGAUGCUGAUCCAACUGCAACUGUCAACUGUAACCCCGGCUUCGGGGGGAGGGCCGGCACCCGCCAAUCAGGCGGGUUCCGCCAGCGGCAAUAGCCACAGCCACGGCAGCGGCGGCAGCACCGGUGGCAUGGCCAUCGGCGGGAACACGACGAACGUCUCCAAUCUACCUGGCAGCCACGUUUCCUCCUCGCUGCAGACCAGAAGAUGUCUUUCCGCUAGAUCUUCGGGAAGUGUGAAGCCGCAGAGCGCGCAAGCCGCUGCGUCGGCCGGCAGAACGUCGCACUUCAUCAGCAGCCUCGCAAACGCCCUGCACGCCGCCGCAAGUUACAGCAACAGCAGUAGUCUACCCACCGCUAACAUCACCAACACUACCACCAGUCCGGUCUGCUCCAGUCGGGUUACAACGUCGCCCGUUUCCUCCACUAUCAGCCCGGCGCAUUCGUCGUCCAGCAACUCGAGUCAGUCCUCGCGCGGCAAUCAUCACGGCGUGUCGCCCAGCAGCGGCUCCUCCGGCACGUGCCAGCCCUAUCCGCCCUAUCACCAUCAUCUUCAUCAUCAUGGCCAUCACCACGGCCAUCACCACAGCUACCACCACCACCACCACCACCACCAUCAUCAUCACCACUCGAGGAACAAGUCCAGCUUGCCCAGUCUCUCCUCUCCUUCCUCCUCCUCUACGUCGGGUUCCGCCCCGAUUCAGGAACAGUCCGCCUCGGAGUCGGUGUCUUACGACGCGACGUUGCCAAGGAAGAAGCUCUGCGCCGGACACCAUCAUCACGGCCAGCAAUCGUCCUCGGUGACUCCCAGCGGUGUGGACGCCACGAGGAGUCAGCACGACGAGUCGAGCCCGCAGAGCCCCACCUGCACCUCGUCGCUGAUGAUGGAGCAGUCGUCGCCGCCGAAGCCCGCCACUCUCGACACCCGAGCACUCGCCGAAGCGUCCCGGAACCUCACACAGAAACUGAAGCAGCUCUCCUCUGAGGUACUCACCUCGCGGGUCGACCUCGCCGAGGAGAACGCGAGACGCAGGCAAGGUGCGAUAAUAGAGAGUAUGCAUCAUCAUGGCAAGGGUGUGUAUUCUGGCACGUUCAGCGGCACUCUGAACCCGGCCCUUCAAGAUAGACACGGCAGACCGAAGCGAGAUAUCAGCACUAUCAUUCACAUUCUGAAUGACUUGCUCUGUGCGACGCCGGCCGCAUCCGCAGGCCAUUACAGGCAUCAUCAUCACAGGCAUUCGCACGCUCGCCAACAGUCCUCGAUGUCCUCGUCUUCUGCUGGCACAACAACCACCGCAAGUGGAUCUGCUACAUCGGUCGGCUGUCAUGAUUCCACGCCAGGAUAUUCCAACGAGGAACUGUCGAAGGAGAACGAGGCGACAAAGGGCAAGAUGCGCCGGUUGCGCUUAGUCAUGGAGCAACGUCGCGCCAAGAGGAAAGCCAGGAGACAGGCGCGAGCCGCGCCGUACACUACGCAGUGGGCGGCGAUGACUCCCGCCGAUUCGAACCACGAGCCGAAGUCGACGGCGACCUCGAGCGCCACCACCACCACCAACAGCGCGGAGCCGCAAAACGAGCCUGAGCUUCAACCGUGCAGUCCCGAGCCGGUUGUGGCUUAAACACUACGUCAACACUGUCAGUCAAUUCACGGCACAGUAGUAUCCUCUAUAUCGUAUACAUAGAGUAUAAUCGUCUCUUUUCCGUUCUUACCUGUUCGCACUGAUUUAUUCCAAAAGAAAGAAAGAAAAAAAAAAGAAACGCAGGGUCCUAACGACGUAAUCACGUUAAUUUCAGUGUAACUCGUUCUGAUCGACACGUAACCAAACGCUGCAACGUCUUAAAUGUUUUAACAUUAAUUUGAUGUUCGUCUUUGAUAAUCGAUACGAUUGAGAUCAUUAUCGCGGGUUCAAGUCUUUGUCCAUAUGAUGCAAAUAUCUCGAUUCUCCGUUAUAUUUUGCGCUAUAUUAUAUAAACACAUGUCACUUGGAAGAAUAAGUUAACUAAUGGGUCGGAGAUUCGUCUCCCCUUGAAUUAUAAUGUUCGAAUUGAGGAUUAUCUCGCUUAGUGUGAAGUCUAUUAUUUUUUUUACACAUAGUAUUCAGAAUACAUUUAAUCAAUAUACUGUUUUUUUCUGCUCAUUUUUCGUCAAUUUUUAGCUUAAUUGCAAGAUCGCGGUUCUGCGAAACUCGGAAUUUCAUGCAUUAAUGCAAUGCGCAAUAUUUAUGCAUUAAUUUAUAGUCACAUAAUCAUGUCUUUCCAUGGCUUUUUUAUAUAUUUUGUGAGAACGAUUGUUUGCUUAAAAUUAUUUUUCAUAUUGAUGAUUAUAACUUCAUAUUAAUUAUUGAAUGCUGCGCGAAUAUAUUUUUUUAUCUAAUUUUGCCGUCUUCUCACUGUCAAUUUAUUCUUCAUUUGCGUUAGUAUUUAUCAUAUUUCGAAUUCAUGCAAUCUAUAAUGUCAAGCUGUAAAUGUUUCGGUGAGAAUUGAAAUAAAUGAUAGUGCGUUUACACAUUACGCAAUAUAUAGCGCAAUAUUUAUCGCUUUAAUAAAUGUAUGACUUUCAUUAUGUCUGACAUUAUCGCUAUGUAUUUUUUUCGUAUAACGGAGAACUGGAUAUGUUAUAGAUAUCAGUCCAAUUUUAUGGAUAUUGACGAUUAACAAAACGAUGAUCUCGCAGUGUUUGGACUCAGGACUUGAUCGUAGUUGACAAUAAUUACGCUCGGCGAAUGAAUCAGUGUGACGGUUUUAUGUAUCUACACAUCGACAUCGCGCGAGAAGUCGAUGAUCGUUUUGAGAGAAGAGAGAGAGAGAGAGAGAGAAAGAGAGUGAGAGAGAGAGAGAGAAAGAAAGAGCAAAAGCUCCUAUUAAGGCUCCUAUUAAUGAAUCCUAUUAAGAAACUUCCUGCUAGGAUUAAAACUCGCCGAUAAACACACCACGCGUUUAAGAAACAAAAGAAUAAAGAACAGUAUCGCCAUCGUUUUAACUGUGCGGUUACUCCACGAUAAUUAUUCUCUCGCUAUCGGGCACUUUAAUCGAAGUCUUCUACGUAGAUGCGAGUAGGACCUUAAUCGUGCGCGCUGUACGGAUUGCAUAGAAAGACUGUUUCGAAAAGCAAUGGCAGAGCUCGCGUCUCGCCGAGCUCUCGACGAGGAAUUGUUGUCGUGUGAAAUGAUAAAGAGGAAAAAAAAAGAAGAAGAAGAAAUCUGUGUGUGCGUGAAAUUUUUGCAAAUUUGUAUUUCGUGUCUCUUACGGACUUGAUCGAAAUCGUCGCAAUUUUUUAUAAAUAUCAAGUGUACUUUUCAACGUUAUCUUUACAUUUAGUUUUGUAUACGACAUAGGCAAAUGACAUUUGUUGCAAUACUUUCCAUUAAUCUUUCUCAUCGGCUGCUCAUUGGAUGUCGCGCACAUCGAAUAUAUUUUUUGUCCAAUGUUGCUGUUUUCCCAGUGCCUGAUGAAGCGAAAAUUAGCAAGGCGCAGGGUACGCCGUAUUCUUAUUCAAAGUUUCUUUUUCUUAUUGUUUGCACUUGUUGUUCGUUCUCGAUAUGUCAAUAUUUGUUCGUUUAUGUUCGAAGUUUGUGCAAUCUGCCCUUCAGGGCAACAUCUAACGAUAACUCCAGAAAUUUAUAUUUAAGACAUUAACGUUUCGAUUACACAAAAUGAGAGAAAAAAGUAACAAAUAAAUGAAAAAAAAGUGAAAGCGAGGGAAAUGAAAGAUUAUUUUGUAUGUGAUGCGCAGGAUGAUCCAGAGACAGAGAGAUCAUAAUGUUAUAUAUCUAAGUAGCAUGAGAAGCGGAUCAAUCAAGUCGAAAACAGGAUAUUCAUAUCAGUUUUUGUAGAGUAUACACAUUUUGCGAUAUGGUGUAAUCGCUGGUGGAAUCAUCUGAACACUUGGUUGCCCCUUGUUAGGAACUACACUAGAUAUUAUUCUUGGAAGAGAAAAGAUAAUAGCGGAAAAAUAAAUGAUGAAGGCGUAUAUAAAGACGGUUUUGUAGCUGAAAAGUUAUGUGAUCGUACUGCAUGGCAUGCUACGACGGCACGAUUUGUUUAAGAUAAUUAGGUACUAGAGAUAAUACAAAAAAUGUCACAUGCUACUAAGUACAUUGCGUUUUAGGUUUACUUUUAGGAAAGAAGAAAAUAUUACCAUUAUUACAUUAUUAUAUAUAUAUCGUUAGUACCGCGCUAUUACAAUUUUUGCAAAACUGGCUCAAUAUUGUAAUAUACGACUACCGGAACAUUUCGAGUACCAAAAUAAAUAAGAUUGCUUGCUAA
This is a messenger RNA of Linepithema humile (Argentine ant), 6028 nucleotides long. RefSeq names its product stuxnet (gene stx). Gene Ontology annotation, cellular component: nucleus. Gene Ontology annotation, molecular function: protein binding. The record is from RefSeq and is a predicted model, not a curated record. Lineage: Eukaryota; Metazoa; Arthropoda; Insecta; Hymenoptera; Formicidae.